AUGCAGCUCACCACAGUGCUCACCCUCUCAGCCUCCCUGCUAGCAGCACAGGUCACGGCACUGCACGCCGACCCCGAAAACCCAAUGGGCAUCCACAACCCAGACCUCUACAACAAUGAGCGCGCCGCAGUAAACCACGGCCCAGCCGCGAACGCCGAAAUCCCAGCCUACAUGGCUCCCCUCGUCUCCUCCAUGGCCUCCGCAAUGGCCGCGUCCAAGAUGCACAAGCCCACGUCGACACCCUCGCACGCAUCCGCCUCGCACGUCCCAGCAUGGUCCAACGUCGCCAUGGCACCACACCCAAACCUGCCCAUCUACCCCGACGUCCCCAUGUACUCCCAGGGCUCAAUGUACUCCAGCCUCGCCAUGUCCACUCCCGUCUCAACCCCCUACGCCAGGUCCUCCAACGCACCCAUGUCCUCGAACAUGUACAUGAGCUCAAUGCUCACCAAAGCCUCCUCAACCCCCCUCAGCUCAAUGGCUCGGCCUACCCGCUCUGCCACCCAUGCCUUCAAGCAGUAUGCUAAGCAGCACUUCAACCAGCCCCAGCAUCCCGCUUUCCACCCCGCGCAUGUUCAUGCUCUGGGCGACGGCGGUAUCGCGCCCAUCGAGCCCUUGGCGCCCGGUUCCGAUGUCGCGCCGGUGCACAUUGAAAAGCACCAUGGUGCUGAUGAGGGUAAUGCGUUCUGUAUGGGAGUGUGCUAUCCUAGUGAGGAGGAGGCUCAGUGCCCGCAGCCUGAGACUUCGCCUGUCUACAGAAGUUCUCACGGUUGCUGGACUUGCUGCUUUACUGCCGGUGACUUUUAG
Molecule: messenger RNA, 807 nt
Organism: Penicillium cinerascens
Lineage: Eukaryota; Fungi; Ascomycota; Eurotiomycetes; Eurotiales; Aspergillaceae
Exons: 2
Coding region: 1-807 (268 amino acids)
Source: RefSeq, a predicted model, not a curated record